Mercenaria mercenaria is the source of this 1860-nucleotide messenger RNA. RefSeq lists its product as uncharacterized. The coding region runs from base 450 to 1730 and encodes 426 amino acids. The transcript has 2 exons. The record is from RefSeq and is a predicted model, not a curated record. NCBI's taxonomy places the organism in Eukaryota, Metazoa, Mollusca, Bivalvia, Venerida, Veneridae.
UACCAGUACAUGGAUGAGUGAUUUCGUUUUUAGAUACAUGUCAAAAGUUUGUACAGUCAGCCAUGUUUAUCAUUUUUACAUAAAUGGAUUAAAUUAUGAAUAAUUGUUGUUGACCUUGAUGUUCUUAACAAUUCUUUUGGUGAUUCUCUAACAAUUUUCCUCAGUGUAUAAAGACAAAGCACACACAAGGAAACUCAGACAAUUAAUUAUGAAUUUUCUACUUGCUGAAGAUUUACUCUGUUAUCUCAAUAUUGGCACAAUGGAGUAUCUGUGACCUUUAUCAGUGACAAAUAAAAAGUUUAAGUUUGAAAACUACCUGUGUGCUUUUCAGGUCAAUUAACCUUAUAACUGAACUGAAUUCAAUAUGGAAAGAAGAUCUAGAUAAAGUUUUACAACUUAGAGCCAGACAGGGAUAAAUAAACACAAAAGAGUGAAAUCAGCUUUACUUUAUGAUGGCGACAUUAUAUUGUGGUGAACAGAAAAACAACUUGGAAUUAUAUUUAAAUGAUGUUUAUGAAAAGGAAUGUGUAUUCAAAAUAGAACAGGAAGAGGUUGAGUUUAUUCAGACAGGGAUAGAGACUCUUGUACAGGAUCUAGUUGAUCAAAUACUAGCAUAUGAUUCAUUUGAUCAACUAAUAUCUGACGAAAUUGAUAAAGAUAUUAAUAUGAACCUAUUAAAAGAGAAAAUUUAUAAUAAAAAGAAUAUAGUUGAAGUCUAUUUCCCCAUACAGAGUGACUGUUCGCUCCAAAGACAUGUAGCUGAAAAUGCAAGUUAUAUAAAAACUGUCAAGAGUACUAUCAUAAAGGUUGGUAGCUUUUAUGAUGGAACAAAGAAUAACUUUCCUGAUGAGUUUGACUUUAUUUUUCUUCUUCUAGGCUUAAGAAAAUUCCAAGUUUCGCCAAGUUUCCCUUUUUAUUUAUUGAAAAACCAUUUUCGCAAAACAACUGAUAUAUAUGGAAUGUUCUUACACUAUACCUCUCUGAGUGAAAAUCAUCAAGUAACACGAAAACUAGAUUUUGAAAAAUUUAUAGGCAGGCAUGGUCCAGCAUUUAAGGUGCAGUUCAUUUAUAGUAAUGGAUUUGGAGAACAAAGACCUAUACAUGUUGAUCUUGUACCAGCAUUCAAAAUUAUUAAUAGUAAUACUCAACAGAUGUUUGUGGAGAAGGUUAGAAAUAAUGUGGAGCCAAAAACAAUCCGUGAAGGGAUCUUGUCAGUAGGAAGUUGCCUCCUUGUAUAUGAUUUAACAUUUACCGAGAUAGAGCAGCAUUUCAUGAAGAAUAUUCUGUCACAAAAACAUGUGAAAGUAACCAGGAUCUUAAAACAUCUUCUAAAUGGAAAUGGUGAUGGUGAAAAGCUUAACGAAUACUUAUCCAAAAAGGUUGAGGUUCACUAUACCUCAUAUCGUAUUAAAAUACUAAUGAUCUAUCAUCAUGAAGUCUGUACAAACACGGACACAGGAGACGUAGGACCUUAUGUUCUACAGGUGUUGAAGAAACCGAGUAAAUAUAAAUCUCCUGACAGCUUUCCUGAAUUUACCGUCUCUCUUUUACUUCCAGGUGCGUUUUGCGUGUUACCAUACUUAAAAUCAACAACAACAACUUUGCAGUCAAUGCAGACAUCAGAGAACAGUUACAACUAUGAGAGAGACAAAAUAAAAUCAGUAUCAAGACAAUAUUUGGACUCUGUUGCUUUACUUGAAAAAAUUAGACAAAGCUGUGUUAUGUUAUAACAAAAAGAUCCCUUCAAGGCAUUAAAUGCAACCAUCCAAAAUAUUUGCAGACUUGGUUCAACUGCGUCUUCUCAAGAGAGAUAAUGUAAAAUACAACAUCAGGUUUCUAAUAAAAGAUACAGUAAGAAUG